CAAAAAUCUAUUUACAGUAGGUUGUGAGCGGAUCAAGUGUACCCGGUCAGAUUAAAGCUGGUUCUCACGCUAACUAAAAGCCUUUCGAGGUGGAUUUUGUGUAGUUUACAAGCUGUUUUGUCCAAUACAUAUUAGUUAUUCCUCGACGGAACGUAUUAAUUCGUCUGUAUUCAUCUGCUGAAGCUGAAGAUCGAGGGAAAAGAUGUCUUCGGAUGAAGACAGAGCGAAGGAGAUUCUGAAAGGGUUUAAACUAAACUGGAUGAAUCUUAGAGAUGCAGAGACAGGGAAGGUUCUCUGGCAGGGAAAUGAAGAUCUCUCCCUUCCUGGGGUAGAACAUGAAGCCCGGGUUCCAAAGAAGAUCUUGAAAUGUAAAGCUGUCUCCAGAGAGCUGAAUUUCUCUUCCAUAGAAAAACUGGAAAAAUUCCGACUGGAGCAGAAAGUUUUCUUUAAAGGCCAGUGCCUAGAAGAGUGGUUUUUUGAGUUUGGCUUUGUGAUUCCUAAUUCUACGAACACAUGGCAGUCUUUGAUAGAAGCUGCACCUGAGUCACAGAUGAUGCCUGCAAAUGUCUUAACUGGUAAUGUUGUUAUAGAGACCAAGUUUUAUGAUGACGACGUUCAUGUCAGCACAUCCCGGGUACGACUCUUCUACGUCUGAGACGGAGACAUUUUUUUUUUUUACUGUCACUUCAGAGGAUGGACCCAUCACAUUAGACACUCUGCGUACUGAGUAUUUCUUCUGAGGUGCUUUUAAGGGAACAUUUCAGUAAAAACCAGUUUCAACAAACAAAUGGUCACACCAGUUUUAUGGCAGAUAAUGACUUGUACAUAUGAGCUAUGAUGCUCAUUACAACCUGGUUGUGUAAAUUACCUGUUUGUAUAUUUUUCUUCUUCUGUAAUUCAAUCCUGCAAUGUACACUGCUUCCUUAUCAACUGUUUUUAAAAUGUUUUCUCCCAGUCUGUGUGGUUAUUCAUGGUCUUUUUUUAGUCAAACUGUAAGAUAGGCUUUGUUUUAAAAUACAUGAUGUAAUAAUGGAUUAAAAUAUUAAUAUUAA
Messenger RNA from Carassius auratus (goldfish), 1052 nucleotides. RefSeq names its product retinal rod rhodopsin-sensitive cGMP 3',5'-cyclic phosphodiesterase subunit delta-like. Gene Ontology annotation, biological process: sensory perception of light stimulus. Lineage: Eukaryota; Metazoa; Chordata; Actinopteri; Cypriniformes; Cyprinidae. The transcript is spliced from 5 exons. The record is from RefSeq and is a predicted model, not a curated record. Bases 203 to 655 code for a protein of 150 amino acids. Gene Ontology annotation, cellular component: cytoplasm.